Molecule: messenger RNA, 108 nt
Organism: Chondrus crispus (carragheen)
Lineage: Eukaryota; Rhodophyta; Florideophyceae; Gigartinales; Gigartinaceae
Exons: 1
Coding region: 1-108 (35 amino acids)
Source: RefSeq, a predicted model, not a curated record
AUGGAAGGCAAAAAACAGUUGUGUCACGAGAAUAACUGCAGUCCUCAGACAUCCAGAACUAGGCACCAGAUGUAUUAUGAGUGGUCAAGGGAACCAGCUGCAUCAUGA